Messenger RNA from Halteromyces radiatus, 924 nucleotides. RefSeq lists its product as uncharacterized. The transcript is spliced from 3 exons. Gene Ontology annotation, molecular function: ferrous iron binding; peptidyl-proline dioxygenase activity; L-ascorbic acid binding. The record is from RefSeq and is a predicted model, not a curated record. Gene Ontology annotation, biological process: cellular response to hypoxia. Lineage: Eukaryota; Fungi; Mucoromycota; Mucoromycetes; Mucorales; Cunninghamellaceae. Bases 1 to 924 code for a protein of 307 amino acids.
AUGUCUACUGUUAACGAAGACGGCCUUGAAUCGCGGAUAUUACGAGCAGCAACCACCAACACCGAAUUACCCGACUUUCCUGAUGAUCAAAGUGAUCUUCCCUCUGAUUUUGAGUAUGUACCCGAUGAAGAAGAGGAAGUGGAAGAAGUGGAGGAAAUGACAGAAACCGAACUAUUACAGUACUUGGAUCAACAAGAUAAUCCACUCAUGGUAGCACAGCGUCUAUUUUAUCAUGAACUGAAUACCUUGAACGCACAGAAACAUGAACAUGACUGGAAACUGAAGUGUCUCACAACUAAAGCAAUCGAAGAUCUUUAUGCACAUGGCUGGACACAAAUGGAUACUCUUUUAGAUCUCGAAGUAGUCAAAGGACUAAGACGCGAAGCUGAUACAAUGUUGUCCAACGGGGAAUUUACAGCUGCAAGUGAAAUCAAGAGCAAUGAAGAAGAUCCUUAUCGUGAUACAAAUGCCCGAGAUGAUAUGAUUAAAUGGGUUGAUCCAGAAAACAAUAACAUCAAUCCACCUUAUCUUCAAAAAGUGCUUGAUUUUAUCAGUGGAUCAUUACAUGAUGAUUUGGCUUCAAUGAUUCGAUUACAUGGAAAAACAGAAUAUCAAUUAGCUUAUUAUCAUCCCAAGGAUGCACAAUAUGAAAAACAUCGUGAUGCUCUUCCAACCGAUAAUCCUGAUGAUACUUCUCAACGACGCGUGACGGUGAUUCUCUACUUAAAUCCAGGAUUUUGUGGUGGUGAUGGUGGUGAAUUGAAGAUUUUUGGAAAUGAAAAUGCUCAAGGAUGUCUGGACUCUGCUGAUCGUGAGAUUCAUCCCUUAUUAGGUCGUGUGGUGAUAUUUCUUAGUGGGGUGGUGGAUCAUGCUGUUUUACCUGCCAAAAAGGAACGAUUUGCAUUGACGGCUUGGAUGCGUUGA